Messenger RNA from Prunus persica (peach), 3088 nucleotides. Its product is annotated as homeobox-leucine zipper protein PROTODERMAL FACTOR 2. Gene Ontology annotation, molecular function: lipid binding. The transcript is spliced from 10 exons. The coding region runs from base 963 to 2720 and encodes 585 amino acids. The record is from RefSeq and is a predicted model, not a curated record. NCBI's taxonomy places the organism in Eukaryota, Viridiplantae, Streptophyta, Magnoliopsida, Rosales, Rosaceae.
UUGUUUUGUUUUUUUCUCUCCCUUUUCUCUCGACCAUUCUUCUCCGUUCUUUUUCUUUUUGGACAGAGACCAUUCUUCUCCCUUCUUCUUCGUCUCUCUUCUCUGCAAGUCCUUUUUUUAUUUUUUUAUCGAAGUUUUUGGUCAAAAGUGUAAGCUUUUCCAUCUCACACCUUUCUCUCUUUCUCUCCAACCAUCCAUCUCUUAAAUUAUAUCAAGAUCUGGGGGCUUGGGAUGUCGGCGGCCUUGGGUUGGUAUUUGGGUUCGGCGAUGACGCUUGGGACGUCGAGGCUACAUCCACCCCUCUCUCUUUGCUCUAUGGAUGUGAAUAGUGGGAUUGUAAUAUUGGGUUGUGUUUUGGUGGGGAAGGAAGUUGGGGGUUUGGUUUUCUUUUGCUGGAGGAGAUAACUGGUGGGAAAUCUGGGUGUUAGAUUUUUUGUGGCGGUGGAGAUGACAAAGUAUGGAGCUAAGGUUGGGUUUUUUUUUUCUUGGAGGGGAAGAAGAUCUUCUGGGUCUGUAAAAUAGGGAGGUGGGUUGGUGGGGUUUUGGGUUGAGAUGGUAUCUUUUUUUCAUUAGCAGCCGCCGCACCUCUGUCUUUCUUCCUCUUUUCUCCUUAUUCUCGUCUUUUUUUUUUUUUGGUAUUGGGUCUGGAUUUCUUGGUCUAGUUUUAAAUUUAAUUCUUGGUACUGUGUUUGUAAAUCUAACCCAUUGUCUGGUUUGGGCUUGAUCUGCGUUUUGUCUCUUACAAAUCUUUCAUUUGAAUGAUUUUUGCUUAGUGACUCAUGUUUUUUGUUUAACUGGUUGUAGAAAUAAAAUGUAUGGUGGCAGAUUGAAUCUGUUUAAAAGGGCAGAUGCGGUUAACAGAUGCUCUCAGGGGAAGAGGCAUGCCUUCCAUGUAUUCAUGGUCUUGUAAGAGGUGAAUUUCCAGAAUCCAUGGUCGGAAAAAAAUCUUCUUGGGGAGAGUAAUGGAAGUGUGUGCACGAUCAGCUGGGAAGAUUACUAAGGUUGAGGGUUACUGUGAAUCCGGGUUAGAUCUAUGGGUCGAUUUGAAGAUAGAUAGCAAUCCAGAAAAUGAUUUAGAUCAUAGUGACUUGCCUCAACCCACUGCAUCCCCUCAAGGCUUUUCAACAAGAGUGCAACUCACAGAUUUGGGGUCACAACCAAUUCUUGGAAGCAAUUUUGACACCGAUGAAAGAGGCAGUGGCGUACUCAUGUCAGCCUCUCCAGAUGCUGAUGUGAGCACAAUCAAAAUCAGUGAACGAGCUUCUAAUGCAAUGGAAGAGCUUUCAAGCAUGGCUUUUGCUCAAGAGCCUCUUUGGCAAGUUGACAUGGCAAGCAAUACUGAAAUGCUAAGUGAUGUCGAGUAUAUGAGAGUGGUUAAGGUGAGAGAAUGUCAAUCGUCCCCAAGCUUGGACGUUGACAACUCUCAUGAACUUGAACCAGUUCUUGCAGUUAGUUCUGAAUCUUCACGAGCAGUUGAGUACUUCGAAACGAGGCCUAUCAGCAUUAUUGAACUUUUGAUGGAUUUGGAGCAAUGGUCACUUGCUUUUUCCAAUAUUGUCUCUAAAGCAACGCUCGUGGGAGUUUUGGCAUCGACAGGAGUGGAAAGACACUACGAUGGAACUCUCCAACUGAUGACAGCUGAGUUUCAUGCCCCAUCACCACUUGUUCCAACAAGAGAAAGUUCUUUUGCAAGGUAUUGUAAAAAGCUAGACACUGGCUUGUGGGGAGUUGUUGAUGUGUCACCGGAAACGUUGCCCCAAUUUCCAUCAAGAAACUUUCGAAGACGACCAUCAGGCUGUUUGAUUGAAGAAAUGCCAAAUGGAUGCUCUAAGGUUAUAUGGGUGGAACAUGUGGUGGUGGAUAACAGACUGGUUCAUCAUUUUUUUCAGCCACUGGUCACUUCUGGUUUUGCAUUCUGUGCAAAGCGUUGGGUUAACACUUUAAUUCAGCAUUUUCAAUGGUCUGCAACUGUAAGGGUUCCAAACAGUCCUACCGAUCGUGGCGUGAUUAUACCGCAACUGCAAAGAACAUUCUUCUUGAAGUUUUCGGAGAGAAUGGUAAAAAGCUUUUUCAUGGACAUCAGUGCUUCAAGAGAGAACAAAUGGAUGCCAUUUCCAGUGUCAAGUGCUGAUAUAAUGAUAUCGACAAAGAGUAGCACAGAUGACCAUGGGAAGAUUCUAGGUACCACAACAGUGUUCGCUACUUCCGUCCACCUUCCAGUCCCAAGUAAACAAGUAUUUAGUUUACUUCGUGAUGUCAAAUUUCGGAGACAGUGGGAUAUCUAUGGACGCAAUCAUAGAUUCGAUGAACAUGCUUAUAUAAGCAAUGGCGACAGUCCAGAAAAUGGGGUUUCUAUAUUGCGAGCCAUUAAUGAUGAAACAAAGAAGAUUAAAGCAUUGUACAUGCAAGAGAGCUGUGCAGCCUCGACAGGCUCAUACAUAGUUUAUGCUCCCUUUGAUUAUAAGGAUGCUGAGAACAAGUUGAUGAAGGAUGAAUGGCCAGACCACAUACCUAUCUUGCCCUCAGGGUUUUCUAUCCUUCCUGACAGACCGAUCCACCGGGACGAAACUGGUGGAAGUCUUUUGACCAUUGCCUUCCACGUCGUUGCUAAAUCGCCAACUGAUGAACAUGAGCCUUCUAAUCAACUAGGGUUCCUUAUGCACAAUAUUAUUGCAAAGACUGUGAUGUCAAUCAAGGAGGCCCUAGGAUUCUCUAUAUGAUGUACAAAGCAACUACUAAAACUACAAAUGAUUCAGCACAAGUUUAUUGUAAGUACUUGAAAUCAUUGCAAGACGAGGCUCCUUCAAACUGAGGAGGAGCUCCUCUCCAUAGCGAAUGGGAUUUUGACAUGUGUCAAAACUCCAUCUGUUUUGAGGAGCACCCCCUUAAUUUUAGUGGGUGGAGGUAAAGCAAGUGUUGAGUAUGCUUUGAGAAAAUAUAAGGAUUUUGAAACAAAUUGUAUGCGCAAUGAACUCCAAAAGUUAAUUUACCUGAGUCAGUUAACCAGUUUUGUCCUAUUAGUUUAUGUAAUGUCUCUUAUAAACUGAUUACAAAAAUCUUAAUCAAUAGGAUGAGACCUGUUCUCUCA